Messenger RNA from Culex quinquefasciatus (southern house mosquito), 804 nucleotides. RefSeq lists its product as uncharacterized. Lineage: Eukaryota; Metazoa; Arthropoda; Insecta; Diptera; Culicidae. Bases 73 to 606 code for a protein of 177 amino acids. The record is from RefSeq and is a predicted model, not a curated record. The transcript has 4 exons.
CUCGAGCCGGUCUUCAGCACCCAGUCGGCAGCCGUCAAUCAGUGGGAUGCCAAAGUACACCAAAAUUGUGACAUGAUAAAUCUUUUGCCGUGGCAACUGGAGGUCGCCCUGCGGGAGCAAUCUGUGCUGGAAGAUUCGGUACGCACCGUUGGCCUCGUGCUGGACGAGAUGGCCCAAUCAAUCAGCGCCCUGGAGCGAUGCCCACAGGAACUGCCGUCGUCGUCAGCGGCCUCAGCAAGUUCAUCAAACUCAUCGCAGCGAAACUGUUGCCGGAAUGUGUUCGCUGAACGGAACAACUUCUACCGUCUGUUGACGGAGGUUGCCCACCGGAUGGACCACUCGAUGGCACGUGACUGGCAGCCAAGUGUCGACCGGUUGCGCUCGGAGCUGGACGAUUUCCGGCGAACUUGCGAAAAGCACUACCAUCCCAUCGUCGCCGUAAUGGCCGCUCACACCGAGAUCCUGACCGGCCUGGAGUCACAACUGGAUGCCACCGAGCGCCGGUUGGCGACCAACGGGGAACAAAUCCGUAAGCUGGGACCGGCUGGCGACCGGCAAGGGAAGUCAUGGCGCGAACUGUUCGGAAAACUUCUCGGAACGAAGUGAGAAGACACUUCAAAGCAAAUUAAUCCCCUUUUGUGGACGGCCCCGAAGCAGAACGGUUUUGUGGCCCAUCUGCUUAACAGGACAUAACAAUUAUCCGAUGCUGUCAUCCAAGAUAAUGUCGGCGCAAAUCUGGAUGCAUUCGCAAAAUGACUCCGCAGCAUUGUUCAGCACUGAUUGCCGUCACUGUGUCCUUUUCAA